Messenger RNA from Alligator mississippiensis (American alligator), 1353 nucleotides. RefSeq lists its product as uncharacterized. Gene Ontology annotation, molecular function: protein binding. NCBI's taxonomy places the organism in Eukaryota, Metazoa, Chordata, Crocodylia, Alligatoridae. Bases 148 to 978 code for a protein of 276 amino acids. The transcript has a single exon. The record is from RefSeq and is a predicted model, not a curated record.
UUGGGGUGGAAAAUGGGCACCUCAUGGAGGUGCUGGUCCAGUCCAAGGCUGGGGACAGGCUGGGUGGGGAAUGCCUUAUGAGGCCCCUCUCUCACAACUGAACUACAUUUGCUCCCGGCAGCAUCGACGACAGCCCCACCCCCACCCAUGGGGCCACCCCCUGAGUCCACGCGCCCUGAGGCCUCCCGCACCCGUCCACCCGCCCCUGCCCCCCCAGCAGUGCGGUCCAGCCCCCAGCCCUCCCUUCCUGACGCCUCCCCGCUGUCCAGCCAUGUCUUCCUCCGCACCGUGGUGCAGAACAUCACAGCCAAGCUGUCCCCCUACAACGGGACCUUUUUGCAGCGCCUGGAGAGCUACCUGCGAGCCACAGGCUUCCCGCUCCGUGGCAACCAGACCAUCCCCAGCGUGGCCCAGGCCAUCUUCUUCUACCUCAUGCGGAGGAAGCCCGUGGAUGUCCGCGAGAUGGUGUUCAGCCGCCUGAGCGAGCAUACAGAGGGACUGGCAGACAUAGUUUCCACAAGGGCCCCUAGUGCCUUUCCCUUGGGCGGGGAGGUGGGCAGCAUCUACUCUGAGGGCUACUCCCAGCUGGAUGGGGGGCGGCAGACUCACACCAAGCCACAGGUUGUGGCCAGCUCCCCUGGCACUGUCGUGAUCUCACUGGACGGCUUGCGGGGUCACGCAGACCGCGUGGUCAUCCGGUACCGACAGGUGGGUGGCCAAAGUGGCAGCACGGCGAAGGAGUUCUCGGUGCCUGGGGAUGCAGCUACAGUGCGCCUACCCAGCCUGGCACCUGGUGCCACCUACCAGGUGGAGAUCCACGGCGUAGUCAAGGGGCGGUCAUCCAAGUCGUAUUCCAUCAUCAUCUCCACAGGUAGCACAAGUCAGCUCCGGGGACCGCCCCCCAUCCAGCUGCAUCGCCCCAUGGCACUGCUUGGCUGCCCAGCAGUGCUACACGCUCACGCUAACCAUCACAGCUGACUCCUGCUUCUCUCUCCUUUCAGGUCAUGGGCUCCAGCAUGCUCUGGUUUCUUUCCCCACAGGGCACAGGUGUGGCUAUCAGAUGGGUCCCUUCCACCACCUGUCUCUGCCCCCCUCAUCCCCUUCACUCCUCUGGCACUAACCCCACAGAUUCCUCCUCCACCAGCUGCGGAGGCCACACUGUGGAUGCACCCACCAAGCCACCUUGGGCAACAGGGCAGGGGCCUUUUUGCUCCAGGGGGUGCUGGCCCUGAUCCAGCCCCUGGCACUGGGGAACAUGGGCUGGCUUAAAGGGGUGAGCAUGGGGCAGCAGUGGCUUCUUUCCCCAUCCAUCUCAUCGUCUCCUGCCCCACCAGCUCCAGAGUCAUCCAGUCC